Molecule: messenger RNA, 378 nt
Organism: Rosa chinensis
Lineage: Eukaryota; Viridiplantae; Streptophyta; Magnoliopsida; Rosales; Rosaceae
Exons: 1
Coding region: 1-378 (125 amino acids)
Biological process (GO): DNA integration
Molecular function (GO): nucleic acid binding
Source: RefSeq, a predicted model, not a curated record
AUGGAUAUAAUUGGCCAAAUCUCUCACCCAUCUUCCAAACAGCACAGAUGGAUACUGGUAGCCACAGACUACUUUACAAAAUGGGUUGAAGCAGUUCCAUUCACCUCCAUCAGUAGUGCUGAGGUGAUCAAAUUCAUUGAGCAAAAUAUCAUUCACCGCUUCGGUAUUCCAGAAACUAUAACAACUGACCGAGGAUCGGUAUUCAUAGCUGAAGCCGUCAUCAAACGGAUGGCCGAGUAUAAGAUUACAAUGCAGCAAUCGACACCCUAUUAUGUUCAGGCUAAUGGACAGGCUGAGGCCACAAACAAUGUUCUCAUCCAAAUUGUGGAAAAGAUGAUUCAGGAAAAUCCACGUGAUUGGCACAAUCUUCUAUCAUAA